UCGUUAUGGUAGCAGGCUGAUCCUAAAUAAUCGUUCGUUUCGUCCUCCGAAUUCGUUGGUAAAUUCCAAAAAUGCCGGAAACCAGCGAAAAUGCAGAAAAGCUAAAAGCGUUAUCCACCCGAAAGUCCAGACUUCGUUCUUCACUGACUAGAAGUAUGUCAUACGUAAGUGAAAAGCUGGCGACGGCAGAUUUUAACGAAGUUAAAGUGAAAUUGACAAUGGUCGAAGAUAUAUAUAAAAAUUAUCUUGCUUUACUUGACGAAUUUGACAACUUCGAAGUUCCGGAUCUGGACCCUUUCAUAGAAAAAUUCGAAGAUGACUACAUCGCCAUUAAAGGUAAAUUAGAAAACAGUAUCGAAAAAUUCUCUAAUAGCAGUGCAGUUCCAGGUUUUAAAAGACAGUGUACAACUGAAUCUGGUGGUAGCGGUAGUUGUUGUUCUUCUUCAAAAGCUACGAUUAAGUUACCAAAGUUGGAGUUGAAGAAAUAUGGUGGUAAUCUACUUGAAUUCGAAUCGUUUUGGUCUUCGUUCAACUCAGCUGUACAUAAUACUGAUUUAGAAGCAACUGAUAAAUUUACGUACUUGAGAAAUAACCUGGUAGGCGAAGCUGAAUUAUUGUUGAAAGGUAUGGGUACCACUGCUGCAAACUAUCCGAUCGCAUACGAAAUGGUAAAAAAGAAGUUUGGUAAUAAAAAGAAAUUAAUUGAUUUAUUAUAUGAUAAUUUAACGAAAAUUCCAAAAAGUAACAAAUGGACUAAAAAUUUGCGAAAUACUUACGAUAAUAUUGAAUCGAAUUUACAUGCUUUAGAAGGUGUAGGUGAAAAUAUUCAAAACAACACCAUACUGUAUUCGAUGAUUAUGAAGAAGUUUCCGUUUGAUAUAAUUAUGAAAGCCGAUUUGGAUGUUGCAAGUAACGAUUUAUCCGAAUUGAGGCAGAAAGUUGGCGAAUUGAUAUGGAAACAAGAGCAGUAUUGUGGUACUAAUUGGAGUGAGUCAUCCGAUAAUAAUUCUAAUAAAAAAGAUUUUUUCAAAGGUACUACAGAGAGCUUGAUAACUGGUGAUAGAAAACCAAGUAAAAAAUGUAUCUAUUGCGGUGAAACGUCACAUUAUUCCGAUGAAUGCAGCAAAAUAACGACAUUGGAAGACAGAAGAAAGAAAUUAAAUGGUCGUUGCAUCAUUUGUUUGAAUCCUGGUCAUCUCGCUAAAGACUGUACGGUAAACAAACCAUGUGUACAUUGUAAAAAACGUCGUAGUCAUCAUCGUAGUUUAUGUAUUAAAUUAUUUUCGAAAGAAGUUAGUAAUCCUGAACCAACUGAAUCUUUACUAAUGAAAGAUCAAGAAGGUAACCUGUUAGCAGCCACAAUCAACGUUGGUAAUGAAAGUCGUGUUCAGAAAGUUACCUCAAUUUUGGAUAGCGGUUCAAGAAGAUCGUACAUUACUACGAGGUUGGCCGAUAAAUUAAAAUUGAAGCCUCUUCAUUAUGAAACGAUUAGAAUUUCUACGAUUUGUUCCGAAGCUCCUCGAGAAAUUUCAACCAAGGUCGUUAGUUUAGAUAUUUUUACAAAUGAUGGUGAAAAAAUAAAAAUCACUGCAAAUACGAUACCUAAAAUUAUUAAUCGAAUAAAUCACCACGAUAUUAAGUUAGAUUCCAGAUUCAAGAAAUUCAAGCUCGCUGAAGUUGAUAAAAAUCUUGUACCUGAACUCCUGAUUGGAAAUGACUACAUGUUCGAUUUUAUGGUCAUGGAAAAAGUAAUUAUUGAUGAUUCAACUUCGUUAAUCAAUUCGAAAUUUGGAUGGCUGGUUGUUGGUCGAAUCGAUAAAAACCACGAAACUCCAGUUUUCUUCUCCGAGAUUGAAAUGGUAGAAAACCUAUGGAAAUUAGAUGCGAUUGGGAUAGAUGAUUCAACCUCAGUGGAGGAUAUUGGCGAUGAACUUGCGGUAAAAAGUUUUUAUGAUAAUAUAGAAUUGAUAGAUAAUCGUUAUGAAGUAGCUUGGCCCUGGAAAGAGUACCCUCCUGAUUUAAAAUCGAACAAAGGGCUCGCCUACGGUCGUUUGAAAUCUCAGAUGAGAAAAUUCGAAAAGAACAAAGAAUUAUUCGACGAAUAUGACAAAGUGAUCAAAUACCAAGAGUCUCAAGGUAUUAUCGAACGAGUCAACGAAUCUAUCAACGAUAAAGAAGAUUUAGUUCAUUAUCUUGCGCAUCACGAAGUUCUGACACCAGAAAGAAUUGUGAAGAAAAUUGAUAAAUCGUUCAAUUAUCGCUACGUUCCAUCUGCUGAAAAUCCUGCUGAUAUAGCCAGUCGCGGUGCAGAAGUGCAAGAUUUGAAUUCGUUCUGGUGGGAAGGCCCCACAUGGUUGAAAGAGAUGGAAGUUGCUUGGCCAAAGGCAAUGAAUUUACAAUUUGAAUCCGAACCUGAACCUGAACCAGAACCAGUACUUAUCUCCAAUAAUACAGCUGUAAUUCAGCCUCCUUUUAAAAUCGAUUGUACUCAAUUUAAAACCCUCAACUAUCUACUUGAUGCAACGUUAAGCUAUAUGAAAAAUGUCGAUUCGAAUAAUAUUGUUCAGAAAACCGAAGAAGCUUUCAACCAGUGGAUUAUAUAUAUCCAAAACAAAAAUUAUCCUGAUAUUUCGCAACCUAAUGCGCUUGGUUUAAAGCGUGAUUCUCAAAAUAUUAUACGUUGUCAUGGGCGCUUAGUUGAAUCAUGUCUCGACGAUAAUGCGAAGUUUCCAAUACUUCUACCUGAGAAAGAAUUCUUCACUCGUUUAUUAAUUGAAAAAAUUCAUAUCGAUAACUAUCAUGUCGGCGUUUCCCAUACUCUCUCUGAAUUGAGAAAAAAUUUCUGGAUUCCAAAAGGCAGAUCGACGGUGUACUACGUUCUAAAAAAAUGUGCUAACUGCAAAUACUAUGAUGGUGGUCCAUAUAAAUAUCCUGCAAUUCCUCCGUUACCUGAAUUCCGUGUAAAUCAAAGCAGUCCGUUUUCCUGUUGUGGUAUCGACACAUUUGGUCCUUUAUACGUCAGUGAUAACUCAGUCCAGAAAAAAGUAUUUGUUAGUAUUUUCGUUUGUAUGAUUACACGUGCGAUUCACUUAGAACUUUUAGAGAAUAUGACCACUCAAGAAUUCCUACUCGCUUUUCGUAAUUUUAUAGCAUUACGCACAAUUCCAAAAUUUGUAAUAAGUGACAACGCGCCGCAAUUUAAAAUAACUAAAUCGGUUUUUGAAAAUCUUUGGAAACAAAUAAUUUCUGAUAAUGAUGUAAUAGAUUUUUGUAAAAAUAAUUCGAUAGAAUGGAAACUGUUACCUGAAUAUGCCCCGUGGCAUGGCGGUUUUUACGAAAGGUUAAUCGGUAUAGUGAAAAUGUCGCUAAAGAAAACAAUUUUUAAUUGUAUAAUAACAGAAAAUCAAUUAAGAACCGUGUUGUACGAAGUAACUUCUGUAAUUAAUUCGCGUCCUAUCGUUUAUGUCGGUGAAAAUGAUAGUAAUGUAUUAACACCUAAUGAUUUGAUGAAUAGCAAAUUCGAUUUUAUUCCGGAUAUCGAUAAUGUUAAAAAUAUUAAACGCGAUGUAAUCGUAAAUUUAUGGAAAAGAUCUAACAAUAUUAUUAAUCAAUUUUGGAACGUUUGGAAAUUCCAAUAUUUAACUAGUCUUCGCGAACGUAAUAUUAGUAUAAAACAAAAGAAAAAUGUAGUAGAUUUAGUUCCUAAAGUAGGAGAUAUCGUAUUAAUCGAAGGUGAUAAAAAAUUUUGUCCUAGAGGAGAGUGGAAAGUUGGUAAAGUAAUUAAUGUUAAUGUUAGCUCAGACAGUAAUGUUAGAUCAGCAAUCGUUGAAACUAAAAAUUCUAAACUUACCCGUCCCAUUAACAAAUUGUAUCCCUUGGAAACAUCGUAA
Planococcus citri (citrus mealybug) is the source of this 3890-nucleotide messenger RNA. RefSeq lists its product as uncharacterized. Gene Ontology annotation, biological process: DNA integration. The coding region runs from base 72 to 3890 and encodes 1272 amino acids. The record is from RefSeq and is a predicted model, not a curated record. Gene Ontology annotation, molecular function: zinc ion binding; nucleic acid binding. The transcript is spliced from 2 exons. NCBI's taxonomy places the organism in Eukaryota, Metazoa, Arthropoda, Insecta, Hemiptera, Pseudococcidae.